AUGUUGAGGGAGCCUCCAGUCCUGAGAGUUCCACGCCCGAAACGUAGUGACGGCAGUGGAGGUGGAGGCGAGAGCCUAGUGAGCCUCGGGGCUCAACGAAGCACACGGAGGUUCGCCCACCUCCUGUACACCCUCGCUCAAGCCUACCGUCACGUCGCUAGCGGUACCUACGCCACCAGGAGGGACGUGUACUACCAGUGUGUGUGGUUGUAUGGUACUCAGGCAGGGCUGGAUCGUUCAGCCGAAGACCUGGUCAGGAUGCUGGGUGUUCCUCGUAGUGGUCUCCACCUGACUAUCACUGGUAAGGGCCUCGUUGCUGGAGCCCUCACUUACACUACCUGCGACGGUACCAUCGUCAAUGUCAGCCAGGCACAGAACGGUAUGCUUGUCCCUGAGAGCGUGGAGGGGAUGACGGGAGUGGUAUCCGACGCCAGAUACAUCCUAGUAGUCGAGAAGGAUGCCACUUUCCAGCGUCUAGUGGAGGCCCAGGUACACCGGUCCUAUGGUCCAUCUAUCAUCAUCACGGGUAAGGGAUACCCCGACGUAUCGACACGGCAGCUGGUACACCGUCUGUGGUCCGUGUUGAGAGUACCAGUACUGGCCCUCACAGAUGCUGACCCGUAUGGCCUACACAUCGCUGCUCUCUACAAGUUUGGUGCUUGGUUGUUGCGGGAGGACGCUGGUUUGGCUGUCAGUAGCCUAGCCUGGCUCGGGGUAUUGCCCACUGAUCUGCGGGCCUUACAGCUCCCUGCCUACGCUCUCCUGCCACUAACGCCCACAGACCACGGCAAGCUGGCUUCUCUCGCCGCCCACCCCGCCCUCUCCAGGAGCCCAGGAUGGCUUAGACAGAUUCAGGAGCAGCAAAACUCUGGCUUUAAGGCGGAGAUUCAGAGCCUGACCCACAUCCGACCUGACUACCUCACUUCCGUCUACCUGCCUACCAAGCUCCGACAGGCAGGGUGGGUUCUCUGAACCCACUCUUGAUGAAAGACACUCUUAUCUUUCCCCUCAGGUAGAAGUCGACUCUUCAAAUUCAAGAAAUUUCGCUAUUGGUAGAGAAAAACACCGCAGACAAAGAGUGGAAUACGUGGCUUCUGCUGGUGUUUAGAAAGGUUGCCAGGACCAGUGUGCUUACGACUGCUUUUGCAGGCAGAGUGAUAUAGGGGAGAGGGAGGAAACGUUUGCAGUCAAAACCACAAAAAAAAAAUACACAUAUAAAUAUUAAAGUUCCCCCUUUUAAUGUUUAUUUUUACUACUAGUGUGAUACUGUGUAUUUUCAUUGUAUGUGUGUACACACUUUUCUUUAUUUUACUUUUGUUUUACACAAAAUGAUAAUAAAUUUCAGUUUUCUACACAGUAAAUUUUAGUAUUUUACACAAAAGUGUUUUCGAUUUAAUAUUGGGCUCAGGAUGUUUGGAAAGAGGGUUUUCAUUUUAUUCAUUAAGGAAUUUAUUUCUCUACAAGGACACCAUCUUGUGCUCUCGCUUCAAGACGAGGCUAUUGUUAAUCUUAUAUUCUCAACAACCUAAGUCAUGCUAUUAUAAUAUGCUUCUAGAACUUGAUAGACGUUACAUGAAGGGCAUAAUAAUUAUGCUUGUAGAAUAUGAGAAUAUUAUUUUGUACUUUAUUUUUGUGGCUGUCGAUAGAUAUUGUUGACAGUUUUCAAUAUAUAUAAGCAUAAAAGUUUAGUUUGCUGAAUACAUCGUCGUUUUUAUGAACGAUUAAAAAAUAUCAAGACUGGUUUAUUUCUCUACAAAGCAAAUUCACCAAAGGUAAUUUGUUUUCCCUCGGAAUAAUUAGUGUUGAUAAUUACUUGAUAAAACUAUGUAUUUUUGUUCAUGUAUUUCAUAAAUGCUAA
Cherax quadricarinatus is the source of this 1858-nucleotide messenger RNA. The record is from RefSeq and is a predicted model, not a curated record. Lineage: Eukaryota; Metazoa; Arthropoda; Malacostraca; Decapoda; Parastacidae.